AAGUGGAGAGGGCGCGACUGGGCGGCCGAGAAGGACCCGAAGACUCCGGACACGAUGAACUCGAUGACAGGCACAGUCGCGUGGAGGGCCGUGUGGGCCGCGCUGCUCUGGCCCUGCCUGCUCACCGCGGCCAUGCCGCUGGACUGCACCGAGGAGCAGGGCAGCCUCUACCGCUGCCCGUCCAUCUCCCAGGAGAAGCUCCUGGACCGCGUCAUCCAGCACGCCGAGCUCAUCUACCGCGUCUCCGAGGAGUCGUGUGCCAUGUUUGAGGAGAUGUUCGUGCCCUUCCCGCUGCGGCUCCAGAGGAACCAGGCCGGCUACUCGUGCAUCACCAAGGCGUUGCCCAUCCCCAGCUCCAAAAGUGAAAUCCAACACAUAUCUGAUAAAUGGCUGCUGCACUCGGUGCUGAUGCUGGUCCAGUCGUGGAUCGAGCCCCUGGUCUACCUGCAGACCACGCUCGAUCGCUACGAGAACGCGCCGGACAUGCUGCUCAACAAGACCAAGUGGGUGUCUGACAAACUCAUCAGCCUGGAGCAAGGGGUGGUGGUCCUUAUCAGGAAGAUGUUGGACGAGGGGAUGUUGACCACGACCUACAACGAGCACGGCCUGUUCCAGUACGACGCGCUGCCCGACAUGUUGGAAUCGGUCAUGCGGGACUACACCCUGAUCAGCUGCUUCAAGAAGGACGCCCACAAGAUGGAGGUCUUCCUCAAGCUCCUCAAGUGUCGGCAGUCCGACAACUACAACUGUGCAUAGAAGAUAAAUAUUUAAAAAAACACGCCGCGCAACUUUUAAAUAAUGCACUGUUUAUCUUUAAAUGAAUUCCCGAUGGUUUGGUUCGCCGUGCAUUUCUAGAUAUGACCAUGCCUCGGGCGAUUCAGCCCUGCUUUGCGAACGCGGUACAUUCUUUUAUUGAUUGUUUCGGAUCACCUUCACACAAAACUAAGUAGGUGUAAUGCUGUGUCCUCUCUUCAUCAUACUGAAUUUUUAUAUCCUCCAUCUCCGUUGUUUUUUUGUUUUUUUUAUCCUAGCAAGGGCGAACAGAGGGCAAACUCUCAACAGAUUUUUUUUUUUUUUUUUUGCGCGUCGAGCUGUCAGAAGAGAAAAAAAAUCUGCAUAUCCUGCCAUUGAUUUCCAUUCCCCCUUUGUUCCUGACCGGAGUUUGUAUUCCUCGCUGACUUGUGCGGGUGUUUGUGAUUGUUCCCCGUGGCCCCCUCGAGUAUUCAACGAGGCCGAGACGUUUUUUUUUUUUUAAACGGAGCCGGUUUUACUUCUGCAUUAGCGAAAUGAAACAACUUCCACCGGAGACGGGAGUCAAACAAGAGCGGCAGUCACCAUACUCGGGGAGAAAGGGAGGCGAGAGAGAGAGAGAGAGAGAGAGAGAGAUAAAAGACAAAUAACAGCUGAGAUUAAGGGGAUUAUUAUUUUAUUUCGUUGGUUAGAUCCAGGCGGAGAUGUGUCGAGGGCUCAUCAAAGAAUCGUGGAUAUUUUCUUUGCCUACAUGUGCCUCAUUCAGCGCUAAUAUAAUGGGAAAAAAACAUAUGAAUUAAGAAUAUACUUUAUUCACUAAAAAUAAAUAAUUCAGACCAAUUAAUAUAUGUUUGAUUGUCGGAUGUGAAUAUGUAAUGCAGAGUGCAAACAUACUUUUGUGUGUGUGUGUUUGCGUGCUUUUCAUGUGUAAAUAGAAGAAGCCUAUAAUGUGCUGGUGAUUUUAAGAAGCUUUUAAUAGAGCGAGCUGUGGAAAGAAAAGAUUAAAAAAAGAUAUAUUUGCGAAA
This is a messenger RNA of Scophthalmus maximus (turbot), 1775 nucleotides long. RefSeq names its product somatolactin alpha (gene smtla). Gene Ontology annotation, cellular component: extracellular region. Gene Ontology annotation, molecular function: growth hormone receptor binding; growth hormone activity. The transcript is spliced from 5 exons. The record is from RefSeq and is a predicted model, not a curated record. Gene Ontology annotation, biological process: positive regulation of receptor signaling pathway via JAK-STAT; response to nutrient levels; animal organ development. NCBI's taxonomy places the organism in Eukaryota, Metazoa, Chordata, Actinopteri, Pleuronectiformes, Scophthalmidae. The coding region runs from base 55 to 756 and encodes 233 amino acids.